Humulus lupulus (European hop) is the source of this 3361-nucleotide messenger RNA. RefSeq names its product probable serine/threonine-protein kinase At1g54610. Bases 1114 to 2958 code for a protein of 614 amino acids. The record is from RefSeq and is a predicted model, not a curated record. Lineage: Eukaryota; Viridiplantae; Streptophyta; Magnoliopsida; Rosales; Cannabaceae. Gene Ontology annotation, cellular component: cyclin-dependent protein kinase holoenzyme complex; nucleus. The transcript is spliced from 7 exons. Gene Ontology annotation, biological process: positive regulation of transcription elongation by RNA polymerase II; protein phosphorylation. Gene Ontology annotation, molecular function: ATP binding; cyclin-dependent protein serine/threonine kinase activity; RNA polymerase II CTD heptapeptide repeat kinase activity.
AGUCUAGCCAAUUGUUUUCUCCAAAUAUGCAAAUGCCAGUGACUUUUAUAGACCACAUCCAGACCAGCUGAGAAGUAACAUUCUUCAGGUUCCAUGGAGAGUUGAACCUCAAUUUUUAUGGAGCAAAUCAUGGCCACUAUAUGGCAUCCUCUAGAUUCUGAAAAAGCAAAAUGUCUCAGAGGUAUGAACAAGAGGGGAAGAAAUACCACUACAUAAUUAGCAAUUUGGCAAGAUUCUGUAAGAUGAUCAAUUGGUAAGAACAUCAUUAGCCAUUGGUUAUUUAUUGAUUUUAUUCACAAUUUUGGCAAGAACAUGUUAAUUGACAAGGUAAACUUAAAUGUUAAGUCUUUUACUUUUUCUCCUUAAACACCUCUGUUUCUUCAAGUAUAUUUGCCAAGCUAAUACUAAAUGUCAAGGCUUUUCCUCCAUCGUUUGAAUAUAUUAUCCAAGCAUAUAAACCUCACUCAAAACGAAAUAAGAUUGGCGUAUUUUGCCCAACUGAUGCUUUAACAUUCGGAGGUUUCAAGAUUUUCUCAGAACCCAAAUGGGUCCUAGAAAAUGCUGGUCAAUCAAUACUCAUAAACUAUGUCCAUAGAGGAUAAAGAAAUUUCAAGCGAACCUUUUAGAAACCCAGAAAGAGAGGAGGCUACUGAAGUUUCUUUUCUUGUUGAUGAUGGUGAGAGACCCCAACUAUCAAAGGAACUUCAUUUAUAGUGAUCAAGUUUUUCUUGGUUGAGUCGAGGAGACAAAUGGGUAUCGGACAACGCCGGCUGAUGCCACCGCUUCUCGUCUAGAAUCUCCUCAGUCAUGCAAUGUGUGAUUUCUCCACGUGUUUUGUUCAUGGUCUUUCUCCCAUGGAGUGUCAUGGUGAAUUUGGAUUGGAUAUUUGUUUCAGCGGAGAAAGCCAAGAUAAUGAAGAAAAAUUCUCUCUUUUAUCUCACCUUACAUACUGCCAAAAUUGCCGGCCAUAGCCGUCCAAGCUUCUUAUACCUUCUUCUCCUAUCCCUUUCGCUUCUCUUUCAUAAAUAUAUUUCUCCGCCAUAUUAUUCUCUUUUGUCGCUCUGCUAUGGUACACAUUUUUCCAAGCAGAGACUCGUCUAGUUUUGUUACAGAAUGGGCUGUAUUCAAGCCAAGUCUUUGACACAAUCUUCACCUGGUGGUUUGGAGAAGCUGAAAAUGGAAAAUGGGUUUGUGGGAAAAGGUGGGAUUGUUGGUUCUAGAAGAUCAACAGGCCAGACUUAUCCAGAAAGAGAAUUGGGUACUAAGCAACACAGAGCCAGACCUGGGAUCAUUAGUGAUGAGCUAAGUAGCAGCAAUGAUAGUGGACAUGAAGAUGGGAGGUCGAUUGGUAGUGAGGAAAAAGGAGAAAGAAAUGGUGGGAAUGUAUCAAAGAGAAUUUCCAUAGAGGAUGAGGAAUUGGCUGAUGGAUGGCCUCAAUGGCUACUUGAUAAUGUUCCCAAAGAGGUUUUGGUUGGCUUGGUUCCAAAGACUGCUGAGUCUUAUGAUAAGCUUGCUAAGGUAGGUCAGGGAACCUACAGCAAUGUGUACAAAGCAAGGGACAGGGACACUGGAAAAAUUGUUGCAUUAAAGAAGGUUCGGUUCGAAACAUCAGAACCUGAGAGUGUUAAGUUCAUGGCAAGGGAGAUCACGAUUUUGCGAAAAUUGGAUCAUCAACAUGUACUAAAACUUGAAGGCUUGGCCACCUCAAGAAUGCAAUACAGUCUUUAUCUUGUGUUUGAAUUCAUGCAGUCAGAUUUGUUAAGAAUAAUUUCUCGUCCUGAAAAGCUUACGGAGCCACAGAUUAAGUGCUAUAUGCACCAACUUCUUUCAGGCCUGCAGCAUUGCCAUUCAAGGGGAAUUUUACAUCGAGACAUCAAAGGCUCUAACUUACUGAUCGAUAGAAAUGGGAUGCUAAAGAUUGGGGAUUUGGGUCUUGCGAACAAUUACAGUCAGAACCGCAAGCGUCCUCUCACAAACCGAGUUGUGACACUUUGGUACAGAGCUCCUGAGCUACUACUGGGUGCUACUGAUUAUGGAACUGGUAUUGAUCUUUGGAGUGCUGGAUGCCUCUUAGCUGAGAUGUUUACAGGAGAACCAAUCAUGCCUGGUAGGACAGAGGUUGAGCAAAUUCACAUGAUAUUCAAGCUAUGUGGCGCACCGACAGAGGAAUACUGGAAAAAAUUGAAGCUGCCAUCUUCUUUCAGACCUCCACAAUUAUACAAAUCCCGUCUAGCAGAAGCUUUCAGUCAUAUUCCUACAUCCUCGUUGGGUCUAUUGAAAACUCUUCUUUCUCUGGAUCCUACAAGUCGUGGCUCUGCAGCAUUAGCUCUUCAACAUGAAUUCUUUUCCACCAGCCCCUUGGCAUGUGACCUUUCUGGUUUACCUGUGAUCCACAAUGAUGAUGACAACGUAGAUCAAGCCAUUGAUGAAAAAAAAACCAGAAACUCUAAAGUUAGGCGAUCUCGAACGCAUCGUGAGCGCAGGAGAAGAGGUUUAACUUCGGAGAAGCCUGAAGAUCCUGCUGUCCCCAAAGAAGUAAAAGUAAGCACAGUUGAAGAGAAGACUGCUGAGCUUAACACUCGCACCGAAGAUCCAUUUAGUACCACGACUACAAGUAGUAGCUCUUCCGGUGCAUACUUGCUUGGACAGAAAGAAACAAGCAGCACUACUACUACUAACAGUAGCAGUACCUCUUCUAGUGCAUACUUGCCUGGACAGAAGGAAAGCCUACUGUUUUCGCCCUCGCCAGUUAGACCCUCUAAUCUGAAGACGUCGGCGAGUUCACAAAGGCUUUCUGAUGCGAAUCAGACCGAUAAGAACCUUCCUCCUUUGCCAAAGCCUAAAAUACGCAUCACUAAUUACAGCAAAGACAGUAAAAUCCACAGGUCUAUAUCUACAAGAGAAUUUAGAAACUUAAAUCAAAGGGAGCAUUUAAAACGUUAUGUUGUUGAUGACUAAACUAAAGUAUGUUUAAGAGUCUACUAUUCUAGUUCUUGAACAUUGGCUUGGCUGGCUACAUAUUUGAAUUUUUGGUAUUAUUUAUUUGAAAUAUAUAUGUAUUCUUCUCAUAUAUAAUACAUACCCUUUGAGCUUAAUUUUUCUUCUUAUUCUUCUUUAUGAUAAUGCUGGUAUUAUGUAAGAAGCAGCUUAUGGAAAACACAUAAUUGUACUUACUCUUGAUCAUAUGAUUAUUAUUAUUAUUGCUACUACUACUAUAACAACAAUUUAUAAAUGGUGUUAUACAUUAUAACAAAAUACCAAGGAGAUAGUCAUAUUUGUAGUUGCUUCUAUACCAACAAGUAAGAUAAGAUAAACAAACACUACAAUUUAUUAUUUACAAAUAUUUCAUCUUUAUCGUCUA